UGUUGUUGACGCCAUAUUGCAAUUUUUGGCAGGUGAAGUCGGACAAGGCUUCUCAAAUUUCUUCUUAUUUCGCCAUUUUAAGAAAGAUAAAGAUGUAUCAACAGGAAGAAAGUAUCUACAACCUCAUUCCUCGUGAGGAAGUAAAAGCACAGAAACAAAAAAGACACUUGUCUAAAUUCAAGGGAAUGGUAACAGAUGAGGAUAAAUCCAACAAGGCCGCAUACAAGACAAUGGGACCAGCCAAGGUGCCCAUUCAGACCACUGAUCAAUAUCUCAAAAAGCACGAGAAAGAACCACAACUUCCACAAAAAUCAGAAUUCAAAUACAGCGAUGCUGAAAGGAAGAAACCCCCAGUACCAGCUAAAGAGGAGAAGCCAGUCAUGGGCUUGAGAACCACCAAAAACUUCAUCACUACGAAUGCUGUUGAGAAUAUCAUGUCUGUCCCGAAGAAUCCCGAACACAUUUAUGUUGAUACAAAGAAGGGAGACAAGCAUACGUUGGAUCAAUCUGGCCUUGCGCCAAAAUAUGUCAACAAAAAGGAUUUUGGUAAAACUCCGAUGUAUCUCUCAAAGAGAAAAGAUGAGAUCAAACGCGCCCAGGAAGAGUAUGAUGCAUACGUCUCUGAAAACUUCCGACGAGGAGCAAUGAAGCUGUUAUCAGAAUCUGAACGCCAGUUAAUAUUGGACGGCCUAAAGACCAACUGGGAGGAACUUCAUCAUCAAUAUCAGGGACUCUCUGUUGUCACGGACACCGCACCAAAAAAGAAUCGCAAGGAGCGCAUGGAGGCGGAGAUGAAGCAGCUAGAAAGUGACAUUGAAACCAUCGAGAAACAUCCUUAUAUCUACAUAGCAAACUGAAGUGAUUGAAUUCAGUAAAUUAAAGACAAUAGAAUGAAAAUGACUUGAUUGGUCUGGUGAAUAAGUGGGUAUUAUUCCUCCUUGCUUUUAAGGCAAACUGUUCCAGAGUGACGUUGUGUAAUAUAUUAUAUUAAAUUUGUAUAUGUAUCUAAA
Messenger RNA from Lineus longissimus, 1010 nucleotides. Its product is annotated as enkurin-like. Gene Ontology annotation, molecular function: calmodulin binding. The record is from RefSeq and is a predicted model, not a curated record. Gene Ontology annotation, cellular component: acrosomal vesicle. NCBI's taxonomy places the organism in Eukaryota, Metazoa, Nemertea, Pilidiophora, Heteronemertea, Lineidae. Bases 93 to 857 code for a protein of 254 amino acids. The transcript has 4 exons.